This is a messenger RNA of Aedes aegypti (yellow fever mosquito), 1588 nucleotides long. RefSeq lists its product as uncharacterized. Gene Ontology annotation, cellular component: extracellular region. Bases 956 to 1333 code for a protein of 125 amino acids. The transcript has 3 exons. The record is from RefSeq and is a predicted model, not a curated record. Lineage: Eukaryota; Metazoa; Arthropoda; Insecta; Diptera; Culicidae. Gene Ontology annotation, molecular function: chitin binding.
CUGCUAAUCUCGCCGGGGAUGCUCGUUUUAUGCUCGUUUCGGUAAGAAAAGACGGUGAAAAGUCUAAGAACUGCUCGCGGUUCGAAGAGUUUCCAAUCAAUCGGAUCGAGUGAGAACCAAGAAAUCGGGAGCAGUUCAUCAAUCAAUCAACCAAUCAAUCUUCGAUUAGGGUGGACUGGACUCUGAAGGUGUGCUAAGAGUUGAGUGCAGAGUGUUUGGACCCUUAUUCAGAGCCAGCUGCGGUCAUUGUGUGUGAAUUACUGCCACGUGAGUGAGAAGUAGCUGCGGUUGGAAUCGUAAGAAGUGUUCGAUCGUUUACCGGAUGGGUGGUUGAGAUGUGCAUCUGAAGAUGAAAUUUGUGCAAAUGAGAUGCUGAUUAAAUCGCACCCCACUUUGCAAGAUAAUCAUAAUCGGUGGAAGCCAGAAGCAGCACAAAAGCAUAAUCGUACUGAGUGAGCCGCUUGUGAGACGGGAACUUAAAACGCAAAACGCAUAGAAGGUGAAGAGAGGCCAACAGCAACGAAAAUUACAAGUAGUGCAUUGAAGAUUCAGUAUCGGCUUGAAGAGGGCUUCAAAUGCUUGGUGGUUGAAGUUUAAUUAUUACAUAAAGUUAACCAAGAAAGAGCACAUGAGGAACAGAAGUGGUUUUACACAAAACGAAUAGUAACAAAAAAAAAUCGUUGUGGAAUUGGGAUCGUGCGUCAGAAGAUCGGUUACUUCCUGAAAACUAGAAGACUGGUAAACCGAAUUAGCUAAAUCGUUGAUGAUACAGUGCUUUCGGUGCGGAUCAAAGUGAUUAGGUAACUGUUGGGAAUCCAAAACGAAGAAAGUAAAUCGUGAAAAACUUGAGCCACCCAGAAGUAGAUUGGGGAUUGACGUUGGAGAUCAGAGGAAAGCUAAACGAACUUUACGUGACCGUGACACAGAAGCGAUUGGAUAACGCCUCAGCAUCGUCAUGUGGAAGUACAUUGUCAUUGUGUCGGUGUUCGGAGUGUACCUGCUUAGGAACCAUCAAAUAAAUGGGCAAGUGUUUGGUUACGAACCGGACGUGGACUACCCGGCGUACGACAGGAUUCCCUCCGGCUUGACGUUCCGCUGCUCGGAUAAGCUGCCCGGGUACUACGCAGAUAUCGACACACGCUGCCAGAUCUGGCACUGGUGCCUCCCGAACGGCUACAUGUUCUCUUUCCUGUGCCCCAACGGAACCGUUUUCAAUCAAGCUCAUCGGGUGUGCGACUGGUGGACCAACGUGAACUGUGGAGAUUCGUUAGGACUGUACGAUAACAACAAUGAACUGUACCGAGACGUGGAAGGAAAUCUGAUAGCUGGAUAACGACCUGUUCGGGGGAUUAGUUAUCGUGUAUUCCUAUAAUUUAUUGCUGUUAAGUUUUAAUCGUACCUUCCUAGUGUAUGUAGAGAGACGUUUCGACUAUGAUUGUACCGAGAACUUUGUAAAAUGUAACGUUGUACUAAGACCUAAACCGACAUAGUGAAUUUGUAUGAACCAGCUGAAUUUUUUACCGUGAUCAAAGUCAUAUGAGAUUUUUUUCAGUUAGCUGUUUUGAGCGUUUUUUAUUUUGUAAAUAUG